Molecule: messenger RNA, 1939 nt
Organism: Suricata suricatta (meerkat)
Lineage: Eukaryota; Metazoa; Chordata; Mammalia; Carnivora; Herpestidae
Product: signal-regulatory protein beta-1-like
Biological process (GO): positive regulation of T cell activation; positive regulation of phagocytosis
Cellular component (GO): plasma membrane
Source: RefSeq, a predicted model, not a curated record
GGGGGCACCUAUUACUGUGUGAAGUUAAUAAUAGGGCAUCCUGACAUGGCGUAUGUGUCUGGCUCAGGCACCUAUGUGUCUGUGAAUGGAACCUCACGUGAAACAUUCCAGGUGCAACAAGCUGAGAUGACACAGACUGUAUCAACGGGAGAGACAAUCACCUUGAGUUGCAUUGUAUCAGAUUCAUCCCCAAAAGCUGUCAUAUGGUUCAAGGGAACUGGGCCAACCCAGGAGUUAAUCUACAAUUUUAAUGGAGGUGUUUUUCCAAGAGUAAAAGAAAUUGGACACACCACCAAAGCUGGCAACACAGACUUUUCCAUCCGCACCAGUGAAAUCUCUCAUGCAGACGCUGGCACCUACUACCAAGUGAAGUUCAAGGAGGGGAAACCUGACAUGGAGUUCCAGUCAGAUCCAGGCACCAAGGUGUUUGUGACCAGUGUGGCAGGUGAGGCGGAGCUGAGGGUGAUCCAGCCGGACAAGUCCGUGGCUAUGGCAGCCGGACAGACGGCCACUCUGCGCUGCACCGUGACCUCCCUGCACCCCCUUGGGAAGGUGGAGUGGUUCAAGGGGACAGGGCCAGGCCGGGAGUUAAUCUUCAGCUUCAGAGGAGGAGACCACCCCCCCCAGUCGCCUCGAGUAACAAAGGUUGCAGACGCCACAAAGAGAAACAACACGGACUUUUCCAUCUGCAUCAGGAACAUCACCCCAGCAGAUGCUGGUACCUACUACUGUGUGAAGUUCCAGAAAGGGACCCCUGAUGUGGAGUUUAAGUCUGGACCAGGCACCAGGGUGUUUGUACAUGUGAAGCCCUCUCUUCCAGAGGUUUCUGGCCCCUCCAGCAGGGUCGGCCCAGGCCAGACAGCAAACCUCACCUGCACUUCAACUGGCUUCUUUCCCAAAAAUAUAUAUCUGAAAUGGUUUGAAAAUGGCAUGGAGCUCCAAGCCCUUCAGACCUUCAUCUUCCUGCCUGAAGAUACUUCAUCCUACACCAUCGUCAGCACGGCCCUGGUGACCCUUGACUUAUCCUCACGCCACUCCCAGGUCACCUGCCAAGUGGCUCACAGUACACUGCCCAGCCCCCUCAGUAGGCAUGUGAACAUCUCCAAAUUCCUCCAAGUUACACCCACAGUGACUGUAUCAGCACACCGUGUCCCAGGCCUCCAGUUGGCCAUCCUCACCUGCCACAUGCAAAGGUUUUACCCUGAGGUCAUACAAAUCACCUGGCUGGAGACCAACAGAUCCAUUAAGACCUGCGACACUUCUGCCCUGGACAAGAACACAGAUGGCACGUUCAACCAAGACAGUCAUAUCCUGGUUUACACCUCAGGGGACAAAGCGCUGUUCACCUGCCAGGUGUGGUGUGAGGCCCGGCUGCUGACCCAGGCCAGUACGCAGCUGAGGGGGCACAGAGCAGAGCCAGCGUCUGUGGAUAUGAGAGCAUUCAACUCCCUCUUCGGGACCCUCAUCCUGCUUGGCUGGAAGUUGUUUCCCCUGACUGUACUUUGCAUCUUCUAUGUCCUCAAGAGGAGAGUCCCUUCCAAGAGCACUGACCCAGGAGAGGCACUGGCCAGGAUGUCUGUAGCCACUAUGAAAGCCUCUCCCACCUCAUCUGCCUUCUGAGACCCGUCCAGGGCUGGCUGCCCUCCUCCGUCUGCUCCAGUCCCCACAGGAGGUGAGAGCCUGGACCGAGAGUCAGUGGUGAGAGGCAGACUCUCACAUCCAAUGAAGGAAGGGAGCUUCUCUGGAAAUUCUGGGCAAGAAGUUCGUGACCCUGAGCAAGAAAUCCAGCAGAGGCAAAACAGGCUCCUACCCAGGGAGGAACACAAUACCUGUGGUUCGGAAGGCCCCUCCCGGACUCCUCAAGGAAAGCCCACGGUGGGCACCCAAACUGCCCUGAGACCUUUACAGCUCCAUCAUUAAAACAGUAUUGCUUAUAAAA